This is a messenger RNA of Equus caballus (horse), 6622 nucleotides long. It is a transcript of the gene PIK3CG, whose product is annotated as phosphatidylinositol-4,5-bisphosphate 3-kinase catalytic subunit gamma. Gene Ontology annotation, cellular component: plasma membrane; phosphatidylinositol 3-kinase complex; cytoplasm. Gene Ontology annotation, molecular function: 1-phosphatidylinositol-4-phosphate 3-kinase activity; 1-phosphatidylinositol-3-kinase activity. NCBI's taxonomy places the organism in Eukaryota, Metazoa, Chordata, Mammalia, Perissodactyla, Equidae. The record is from RefSeq and is a predicted model, not a curated record. Gene Ontology annotation, biological process: phosphatidylinositol 3-kinase/protein kinase B signal transduction; phosphatidylinositol-3-phosphate biosynthetic process; cell migration.
UCCUUCUAUUUUUUUGCCCUUUGUUCGCUCUGACUCGGAAUAGUGACACUUCCUUCUCGGCUAGAAUAUUUUUAUCUGGAGCUGUUUGUCAGUUCUUGAGAUGACACCACCGCCAAAUGUCUGUUUCAUUGUCUGGUCCGACCUCUAUGUGUGGAUAUCCACGAGGUUCCGGCAGCGGCUUUGCAGGUCGCGUAGGGCAUGGAGCUGGAAAACUAUGAACAGCCCGUGGUUCUGAGAGAGGACAACCGCCGCAGGCGCCGGAGGAUGAAGCCGCGCAGCGCCGCGGCCAGCCUGUCCUCCAUGGAGCUCAUCCCCAUCGAGUUCGUGCUGCCCACGAGCCAGCGCAACAGCAAGACCCCCGAAACGGCGCUGCUGCACGUGGCUGGCCACGGCAACGUGGAGCAGAUGAAGGCGCAGGUGUGGCUGCGCGCGCUGGAGACCAGCGGAGCAGCGGACUUCUACCACCGGCUGGGGCCGGACCACUUCCUCCUGCUCUACCAGAAGAAGGGGCAGUGGUACGAGAUCUACGACAAGUACCAGGUGGUGCAGACCCUGGACUGCCUGCGCUACUGGAAGGUGCUGCACAGGAGCCCAGGCCAGAUCCACGUGGUGCAACGGCACGCGCCCUCGGAGGACACGGUGGCCUUCCAGCAGCAGCUCACAGCCCUGAUUGGCUAUGACGUCACCGAUGUCAGCAACGUGCACGACGACGAGCUCGAGUUCACACGCCGCCGCCUGGUCACCCCGCGCAUGGCCGAGGUGGCCGGCCGUGACCCCAAGCUCUACGCCAUGCACCCCUGGGUGACGUCCAAGCCCCUGCCGGAGUACCUGUUGAAGAAGAUUACCAACAACUGCAUCUUCAUUGUCAUUCAUCGCAGCACCACCAGCCAGACCAUCAAGGUCUCGGCAGAUGAUACCCCAGGCACCAUCCUCCAGAGCUUCUUCACCAAGAUGGCCAAGAAGAAGUCUCUGAUGGAUAUCCCGGAAAGCCAAAACGAACAGGACUUUGUGCUGCGCGUCUGUGGCCGGGAUGAGUACCUGGUGGGUGAAACGCCCAUCAAAAACUUUCAGUGGGUGAGGCAGUGCCUCAAGAAUGGGGAGGAGAUUCACCUGGUGCUUGACACUCCUCCGGACCCAGCCCUGGACCAGGUGAGGAAAGAAGAGUGGCCACUGGUGGAUGACUGCACGGGAGUCACCGGCUACCAUGAGCAGCUGACCAUCCACGGGAAGGACCAUGAGAGCGUGUUCACCGUGUCCCUGUGGGACUGUGACCGGAAGUUCAGGGUUAAAGUCAGAGGCAUUGAUAUCCCGGUCCUGCCCCGGAACGCUGACCUCACGGUGUUUGUGGAGGCAAACAUCCAGCAUGGGCAGCAAGUCCUUUGCCAAAGGAGAACCAGCCCCAAACCCUUCACGGAGGAGGUGCUCUGGAACGUGUGGCUUGAAUUCAGCAUCAAAAUCAAAGACUUACCCAAAGGGGCUCUUCUGAACCUCCAGAUCUACUGUGGCAAAGCUCCAGCGCUGUCUGGCAAGGCCUCUGCAGACACUCCCAGUUCUGAGUCCAAAGGCAAAGUUCAGCUUCUCUAUUAUGUGAACCUGCUGCUGAUAGACCACCGGUUCCUCCUGCGCCACGGGGAAUACGUGCUCCACAUGUGGCAGUUAUCCGGGAAGGGCGAAGAUCAAGGGAGCUUCAACGCUGACAAGCUCACCUCUGCAACCAACCCGGACAAGGAGAACUCCAUGUCCAUCUCCAUUCUCCUGGACAAUUACUGUCACCCAAUAGCCUUGCCUAAGCAUCGGCCCACCCCUGAUCCCGAAGGGGACCGGGUUCGAGCCGAAAUGCCCAACCAGCUUCGGAAACAACUGGAGGCAAUCAUAGCCACUGACCCACUUAACCCUCUCACAGCAGAAGACAAAGAAUUGCUCUGGCAUUUCAGAUAUGAAAGCCUUAAGCAUCCAAAAGCAUAUCCUAAGCUAUUUAGCUCAGUGAAAUGGGGACAGCAAGAAAUUGUGGCCAAAACUUAUCAGUUGUUAGCCAAAAGGGAGGUAUGGGAUCAAAGUGCAUUGGAUGUUGGGCUAACGAUGCAACUCCUGGACUGCAGCUUUCCAGAUGAAAAUGUAAGAGCCAUUGCGGUCCAGAAACUGGAGAGCUUGGAGGACGAUGACGUUCUGCACUACCUGCUACAGCUGGUCCAGGCUGUGAAGUUUGAACCAUACCAUGACAGUGCCCUUGUCAGAUUUCUGCUGAAGCGUGGCUUAAGAAACAAAAGAAUUGGUCACUUCUUGUUUUGGUUCUUGCGAAGUGAGAUAGCCCAGUCCAGGCACUACCAGCAGAGGUUCGCUGUGAUCCUGGAGGCCUACCUGAGAGGCUGUGGUAUGGCCAUGCUGCACGACUUUACCCAGCAAGUCCAAGUCAUCGAGGUGUUACAGAAAGUCACCAUUGACAUUAAAUCGCUCUCAGCUGAAAAGUAUGACGUCAGUUCUCAAGUUAUAUCGCAACUUAAGCAAAAGCUUGAAAACCUGCAGAAUUUGAAUCUCCCUCAAAGCUUUAGAGUUCCCUAUGAUCCUGGGCUGAAAGCAGGAGCGCUGGUGAUUGAAAAAUGCAAAGUGAUGGCCUCCAAGAAGAAGCCCCUGUGGCUUGAGUUUAAACGUGCCGACCCUACAGCUCUCUCAAAUGAAACCAUUGGAAUUAUCUUUAAACAUGGAGACGAUCUGCGCCAAGACAUGCUUAUUUUACAGAUUCUAAGGAUCAUGGAGUCUAUCUGGGAGACUGAAUCCUUGGAUCUGUGCCUCCUGCCAUAUGGUUGCAUUUCGACUGGGGACAAAAUUGGAAUGAUCGAGAUUGUAAAAGAUGCCACAACAAUUGCCAAAAUUCAGCAAAGCACAGUGGGCAACACGGGAGCAUUUAAGGAUGAAGUCCUGAGUCACUGGCUCAAAGAGAGAUGCCCUCUUGAAGAAAAGUUUCAGGCAGCAGUGGAGAGAUUUGUUUAUUCCUGUGCUGGCUACUGUGUGGCAACCUUUGUUCUCGGAAUAGGCGACAGGCACAAUGAUAAUAUUAUGAUCACAGAGACGGGAAAUCUAUUUCAUAUUGACUUUGGGCACAUUCUUGGGAAUUACAAAAGUUUCCUGGGCAUUAAUAAAGAAAGAGUGCCGUUUGUGCUAACCCCAGACUUCCUGUUUGUGAUGGGAACUUCUGGAAAGAAGACAAGCCUCCACUUCCAGAAAUUUCAGGAUGUCUGUGUGAAGGCUUAUCUAGCCCUUCGGCAUCACACAAACCUACUGAUCAUCCUCUUCUCCAUGAUGCUGAUGACGGGGAUGCCCCAGCUAACAAGCAAAGAAGACAUUGAAUAUAUUCGGGAUGCCCUAACAGUGGGGAAAAAUGAGGAGGAUGCGAAGAAGUAUUUUCUCGAUCAGAUUGAAGUUUGCAGAGACAAAGGAUGGACUGUGCAGUUUAACUGGUUCCUACAUCUUGUUCUUGGCAUCAAACAAGGAGAGAAACAUUCAGCCUAACCCUUUGACUAGAAUUAAAAAGAAGUCGGUGUUCUAAAGCUUUAAGUCAGCGUGGCAAUCAUUGACCUCGGAUUUAAAACGUAAAAGGACAUUAUGAGAGCUGGCACUUCCGCAAUAUAGCUCUUUUCCUAGCUGAACCCUUCACUGGAGAAAACUGUUGGCAUGGCUGUUUCAGUGAUGUUCAGUUCAAGCAUAUUUGCAGAUGUGCUUUUUCUCGUUUGUCUCAGCGAUGUUGGAGAAUAUUCCAAGUUUAUUCCUUAUCGUGCCUGAUGUUUUGACUAUCUUCUUAUUGACUACUUCUGGAAAUUCUAUAGAAUAAUUGGUGAAGAAUUAUUGGUAUAAUAAUCAAUUUUCAUUUGGGUUUGCUCUCAGUUUUGGUUAUCCUUGUGUUCCUCAAGCUCUUUACAGAAAAAGAUGUAAUCGUUGUACCCGAUGUCUCGUUCCUGAAAUGAUGCUCCCAAACGCCCCCUCAGAGACUGCCAGUGUUAGCGACAUGCUAAGAGCCAGAGAGCAGGUCAGUCUUUCCAGUGUCUUCUGUAAUUAGGUUUUUUGCAGUAUACAACUGAGACACACAAACACAACAUGGAAAGUCUGAACCUGAGGGCCCUGGCCCUUCUCAGCUGGUCUGCUUCCAAGGUUGUAAAUAGGAAACACAGAACCAAGACCAUUUGUCUCUGCUCUGCCCACAGAGGGAAUUAUCAAGUACAAUUAUGAUAACCUUCUCCAGCCUAGAAACUUCUGUAACUAAAGGGACCCAUAUUUUCUUCUCUCCCUUUCUCCUUGCCUCCCUUUGCCCUCCAUUGCCACCCUCUCAGACUCCUUAUCCAGAGUUGUGAAAUCUUCAAGAACACCUUUACCCUGGAACUCAAAAAUUACCUGAAAAGGAAUUUCCCCUUUAGGGUUACUAGAACUUUAGGUACUUACUUGUAAAAAUGUUUGGUGCAGUUUUUAAAAAGUAUAUUAUUAAAGGAGAUGUUCUAGAAAAUAUGGAUUCGUUUCCAAAUGCCUUAAUUUUAAAUUUUGGUCUGAGCAGCUUUUUCUUUCUUCUUUAAUGGAAGAAGACACUUGAUAUCUAAAAAGUACUCCAAGUUAGGAAGAACACUACUUGCCUUAUCCAGCUCUGAAUUUAAAGGACUUUUAAACUUCAAUGCAUUCUUCAGAUUUCCUAAAAAUAACUGAAAUGUCUGCUUCAAAAACUAUUUUCAUCUCUUAAAUAUUUUGCUAUUUAUUGGAAGUGUUGUUUAACCUUAGAGAAAGAUGGUUAAAUUAUUUAUAAAAUAUUUUUAAAUUACCUAUAGUUAAUACUUUACAUAGAAAUAACUCUGUUAACAGCGUCUAUGUUUAAGUAUAAUCAGAUAGAAAUAUAUAUUUAAUUUUCAAGUUUUCUAAGUAGAUAGCUGUUUGACUUUGCUAUAGCCCACAACUUUCUUUUUGUGGAUGCGAAAGCUCAGACCGUGCCCUGAGCACCAACCUCAGGUUAUAAUUUACCUAGUUUGGGAUGAGGCCCAGACAGCAUUAUUUUUCUAAGUCCUCUAGGUGAUUCUAAUAUGCAGCCCAGGUUAGAAAGCCCUGCGUGGCCUUUGGAGGUGUAGGUAACACUGUUUUCUUGCCCACUGAGCCUUGCCCUGGCUCAUAAGGUAUCUAGAAAGAAUUCCUCUUCCUUGACAGCUCCUGAUUCUAAAAUCACACUCUAGCCCCCUGUGCAGAGGUCCGUGCCCUGUAAUGAAAUGUUUAUUCCUCUGUGUUAAUGGAGGAUAGACAUUCUUCUGGCAUUUUUGGACCAACUGCUCCCUACCAUUCUUUUGAAAAAGAACAGGAAGAACGAUGCUUUCUAAUUCAGAAAAGGAAGAUGUUUUCAUUAUUCUUAUAAAGAAUAGCCAAGCUCAGACCUUGCACAGAUUUUGCUUUUUGUUGGAAUUGCUGGAAUAAUCAUCUUAGUGACAGAAUUACAGAGGAAUGUAUUUAUAUUUAGCUUAUUGGCACAUGUGCAAACAUAUUUGCUCUUUCGAUGAGCAAGUUCUUUCGUUAUCAUGAAUAUGUGUGUGUGUGUGUAUAUAUAUAUCUCUCGCAUUGGGCUUGAUUCUUCCAUAUUCCAAUGAAGGUGUAAUUUUAACUCUAUCGACUUGCAGUAAACAGAAAUCAUCCUUGUAUGCUUCCUUCCUGCAUCGUUCCCAGUGAAUCACAUGACCCCCAACUUUUAUAUCUUUGAAAAUGUUCUAGAACUAGGGUCAUCUCGCUUGGGAGGAAAUGCUGGAAACUACCCACAACUCUAUCCUCAAUGACAAAUGAAAACAGAGAUCACAAGUCAGAUGAUUCAGGUCAAAGCCCUUUGAUGUGUCUCUGGGACUGGCGACAGGAUUUGCAGAGCCAAGGGCAAAAUGAGAACACGGGGCCUGUCGUUCAGAAAUUAUUAAGAAAUUCAAGAUGGCAACAAAAGAGCAUUAAACCAAGCACCGGGCCCUUCUGGCAUGGGUCACUGCACGGUCACCAGCUCGUGAGGCUGGCACUGUGUGCAUCUGAAUAAUGGCUUUGGUGCUCAGUUUUACAUUUGGAACAUUUCUGUAUGAGCGCAAAGUGCCCAGAUCAAAAUGUUGCCUUUGUUCAAAUUGAAAUACCUCAUCUGAAUGGCUGGACAUUAGGACUUAAAACACAGGCUCAUUGCUUUGGCACUGGAACCAUGGCCACUAAAAGUAAAACAAAGCGGGUAUUUUAGACCUGGUCCCAUAAGACUGCAUUUGACUGGCUUUGGUGAUACUUUGAAAGUAAGAGGAAGUAGAGACAUGGUAGAUAAAAUAUACCAAUUCCUAGAGAGAACUCCUGAAUUUAAAAAAAAUUAACUUUAUUAAAUCUAUCUUUUACAAAAGAUUAAUUAUUUUUUCAAAGUGGUUAGAUGUAGGAAUGCACAGCUUAAUUUGGAGGCUGUUAGUCCUAUAUAAAUGGAAAUUAAUUAUUUUUUGAAAUAAGUCCAAGAAAUAAUUCAGAAAGUAAGUUUUUGGAGCAAAUUCUGGCCUUUAUUUGGUAAGCAAUGCUCUAUUUGCCAUGAUUAUGAAAUAAAUUGUCAAUUAUAUUUUACCAUAUGAAGAAAAGAUAAAAUAAAUUUUGAUUGUCAAAGGUU